ACUCCGUUGUCUGGAUGGCCUACCUGAUGGAGUACUGAUGGGUCGAUCCACUCUACCAGCCACCUCCCUUUACCCUUGCUCAGUAUCCUUACACUACUCUACUACCAUGGAUAAAUGGUGAAGGCCGGCAAGCCUGUCUCGCCUCGUAGGCCAUUCCAUUUCUUCGUUUGCUUCCUCUCUUUCUCUCGUCUCCCAAGUCAUAACUCACAUUCCAUUCCUUCCACUUUCUCCUCACUGGCCAGGCCCUUCCUCAUUUCCUCCGCCCAACGCAUCAAGACACAAAACGGUUGUUUCAGCCAAAGUAAGCUCAGCGACCUUAGGCUUGUGGCUGCCCACUGCCCUUGAGUCACGGGCAUCGAACAAUGGCACUCCCGCAAUCCAACUUGUAUUCCGACCCGGAAGAAAACGGAUUCCGCCUCACAACGCGCCAGUCGAGAGAAAACGGAAAGGGCGUCGGUCGCUACCGGCGGGAUCGCUCCUCACCGUCACACAACGGCCGCGACCGCGACCGCGACGACGAGCCUCAGAGCCCCAACUCAAACUCGGACUUUGUCAUCCAAGACGCCGUCGUGGCAAAAGCCCUCCACAGCCACCGCCAGCAGCAGCAACAGCAGCAGCAGCAGCAGCGAUCAGUAGCGACGAAUUCACAGGCCCAAGCCGCAGCCUACCCGAGCCCGCCCUUUCACGACGAAUUCGACGACUCGGCCAACGGGAGGUCGGCCGGAGCAGCACCUGCCAGACGUCGCGUAGCACGACAUUCCCGUCGGGCGUCGGGAUCCAUCGACCCGACCAUCAUCGCUCCGCCCGAACCGGGUCCUCCCCCCCCUCCGAGCAAGACCACCACCUCCUCGCCGCCUCGGGGCCCGCCGACGUCCUACCACGACGCGACGUCAGGGCAGGACAUGUCGUCGUGGGCACGAGUCCCUUCGACGCGGGGCCCGACCGCCGCCGCAGCAGCGUCCGGUGGCGCGGUGAUCGACAGGGUCGGCAGCCCCGCGAUCGCAAAGAGCGUGCUGCAGCCGCUGGACGUCAAGGUCCGGGAGUACCAGACGCUGAUGGACGAUGCGCAGCGGCAGAUGAGCCAGCUGGACGACGAGCUGCGGGCGCUGCAGGAGCGGAGGCUGCAGGCGGAGGAGCGGUUCGUCGAGGCCAAGGCCAAGCACGACGAAUACGAGCGGCGCCACGCGGAUGUCGACAGGGCGCUGCGGGGUGAUUUUCAGCAGCGGUUGCAGCAGCAGCAGUUGCAGCAGGAUGACUCGCUUCAUGACGAGUCGGCGGCACAGCUGCCACAGCACCCGCACCAGCCGCUGGGGCCGAGUUCUUCUUGGAAUAACAUGCCGCGGCCGCCCAGUGUGGACAGCUUUGAUGAGAGACCCAGGACGGGGCACAGUUUUGGGAGGAAUAAACCGAAGGGUCGGAAUCGGUUUCGCCUUAGCUUUUUCCAGGGAUGACCGUUGACUUUUGGAGUUGUGGGUUUCAUGCAAAACGGGUCUGUUGCAACUCCUUUUACGAAUGUGUACGAACUUAAUAAUGGCAUUAUUAGCAUGACAUGCACGGAAUACGAAGGAUAGAUUAGAUGAUGAUUUGGUCGAGGUUGGUCCUGGUGAACACGGAGUCAGGACUCGGGAGAACGUGGCUUUGUCAUGGCUUUUCAUAAGGGGAUUUGAUUAGGUAGUUCAUACACUGUUUACUGGUUAAAUACGACUAGGCGAAGAGUCUUCUCGAUACUCAUCGACUAAUAAUUACUUAGUAAGGUAUGGUCACUGUACGUAAGACAGAUAAUAACUGUGUACGAAAUACAGCCCAAAAUAGACA
Molecule: messenger RNA, 1815 nt
Organism: Sodiomyces alkalinus F11
Lineage: Eukaryota; Fungi; Ascomycota; Sordariomycetes; Glomerellales; Plectosphaerellaceae
Exons: 1
Coding region: 363-1451 (362 amino acids)
Source: RefSeq, a predicted model, not a curated record